Molecule: messenger RNA, 1378 nt
Organism: Nylanderia fulva
Lineage: Eukaryota; Metazoa; Arthropoda; Insecta; Hymenoptera; Formicidae
Source: RefSeq, a predicted model, not a curated record
UGUAUUAUCGAUCGCGCGCGUGCCGCAGUUCCGCAUGCCGCGCGUUUGGCCAAUCGCGAGUGUAACAACACGGUAUAAAACAAGGCUGCCGAUUUCGAGGUAUGGCUCCAGAAGACCGCAAUAAAUAGAUUCAAUAUACAUAUAUCUUAAAUAUAUUUAUAUAUUUCAAGUUAUCUCGUUUAUAAUCGCUUGAUUUGAACAUUUUCUAUGGGACUAUAAUACUUCGCAAUUAUAUACGUGAUCAUUGAUUUAGUAUACGACAUCUGUGAUCAUGGAUAUUAAUUAGUCGGCCAAAGCUGACGAGACAGAUUAGAGUGUUUAUUAUUUUCCAUUUAUUUGCUAAUUUUUUUAAUAAUAAGAAAGAUAUCCUUGAUUCUCGCGUGGACGAAAGCAGUCGGCAUCUAUAACAUAAGAAAAGAAGAAUCUAACCUACAUGCCGGCCGGCCGGCUGAUCUCGCGGCUACAUCCGGUUUUUCGUAGUUCGAUACAAUUUCGCGCGCGUGUCGCACGUCAUCAGUGACGUAAUCGAGUUCUGCGGUUUUACGAGUGUUUCGAGAUCGACAUUUCGUGUCUUUACGUUGGUAUCGUGCUCGCGCACAACUUUUCGCAAUGCGCCGAACUGCGAAAUUUUGAUCUGGCGAUCGAGAAUGUGUUUUUUCGCGCCUGUUCGCUGCUCCUGCGUCAUCUCCUCAACGACUAACUGCGUUCUCUAUAAGAGGAAGCACGUGAAAGUGGGAGGAAUGAGGAGAUUCACCCGGUGACCUCGUGCCGCUCGCGGUAAUGCUACUGGCAAACGGUGCCUCUAUACCGACCAUCGCCGGUGCUGUCGAGGAGGAAGAGGAGUAUGCACGCAGCGAGGCGAAUAGUGCACAUUAUGAUGGAUACGUUACCGAUCACACCGAUCUGGCCUCGGAGAUCGAUAUUGACGAAUCCGAGUACAGGCGGGAAUUACUUAAUGAUAAAUGGCGAAUGCUCUUUGACAAGUUUGAUCCGGAGGGUUUUGGAGAGAUACCGUUGGAGGACUUUUUGACAGCAUUGAGCAGUUCUGAAUGGAAGGCAGAGAUACCGACGAACAAACGUGAUAUACUUCUGACCAGAGCGAAAGAAUCACGGGUUCAAGCAGUAACGUUCCAGGAUUUCGUCAAUGUGUUUGAAUUACUGUUGAUGAUAGUGCUAGAAACUAAGGCCGUAACAAUGAGCCCAUUCAUUCGUCGACAGGUGGAAACACAGAUAUCCUGGAUAUGGGUUUGUGGAACUUGAUUAUUCAAGAUAUUACGCAAGGAAUAUAAAAAGAUAUCUUGAAAUUUAACAAUAAAAAUGUUUUAUAAAUUUGCUUAUUUUAUUAGAGACGUGUAAUGUGCUAAUCUAUGUAAGUCUA